AACACCCAACAUGCAGAUAUUUGUUCAUCUUGCAAAUUCACUUCCAAGGUUGUCAAUCAUCAAUUUGACAGCUUCAUGUAGCGCAGACGACGGACGCCGGUAGUCAGUCCUCGGCCUCAUUCGCUUCAUUAGCACCUAGAUGGUGUUCCUUCUUCCGCAUUGAGAACAUCAAUCUUUGCCAAUGGCGUCGAACGGAAUAAGUACAAAGCAACGUGCUGGACUUGGCGACCGGCUUUCCGAUCUCACGACUGUCUUCGUACCGCCCUGCCCGACUACCUGGCUGCUAACUACCACCAAAGUGCCAUCACAGUUCCCAGCAUUUCCUACUGCGGGACCUGUCUCGUGUGAUCCUCCCUCGUGGGCGGAUAAUAUUUCGCAAAAAGGCUUUGCCUAUUAUUCCCCGGCUAUCUGCCCCGAGAACUUCUCUCCGGCCUGCACCGUGAACGACGAGAGGACUAGCGAAGGGUUUCCUACCAUAGCGGCUGGAGAGACGGCGGCAUACUGUGUCCCAAGUGGCUUUACUUGUACAUCAGACACUACCGAUUUUCGCGGUGGUGUUUGGGGGUUCACUCGCACGGCGACAACUCCUGGGGCAUCUGUUACGGUUGGGCCAGCGAUACAAAUUCGUUGGAAGCAAGAGGAUCUCGCCCUUCUUGCUACGGAUCCCCUAACUGGUGCAAAAGUGCCCAAUGGAGGUCUAACUCAGGCCCAGUCCGUAGUUAGCAACGCGUUAGGUUCUUCAAGCACUUUAAGCACCUUAAGCACUGCAAGCGUGACUAGCACAGCCAAUACUGAUACUCUCGGCAUUGAUCCGUUUAUACCUAUCUUUCCAUCGCCUUCAAUCAGCUCUUCGGUCUCGACUACUUCAACUCUAGUUCAGACACGCAAACCAUUUACGGACGUUACGAGGUUAUCAACAAGCCCACAGACAUCGUCAUCGUCUAACCCACUGGAAUCACCAACUUCAAUUAGGCCCGAGGAGACGUCGGGUGCCAAUGACACCAAUGCUACGAAUGUCGGUGAAUCCAAAGCUGUUUCAAGCACUACCACGGCGGCUAUGGCGUUAUCUGGGAUUCUGAUACUGCUGAUACUCGGGUCAUUUGUUAUCGCAUCCAUACGUCGAUAUCGCCGGUACCGCGCCGGAGAAGUCAGCACCUUUUUCCCUCUCCGCGUUACUGCUUGGGGCCGUAAAAUGUUGGAUAAGUGGAGCAACUCGAUAUCUUCACAUCGCCCUACACUACAUAGACCACGCAAAUAUGCAGAUGCCGAGCUAGGCACCGACGGUCCCAUUCCAGAACUAGGUCCGGCUGGCCCGUUAGGUACAAAGGAGAACCCGGCGGAACUGGAAGAGUAUAGCUCAAGUGCGAGGGAUAGCUGGAGAUCGCGAGUGUCCCGGAUAUUCCCUGCAAAGUUGAGGAAAGAGGUGUGGUCUACGUGAUGGGUAUCUACCUGCGUACCUAGCCACCAACUUCUUAUCUGUAAAUAAUGAUUUUUCUUCUUCGUCAGGUACCUGGUGAUAUGCG
Molecule: messenger RNA, 1523 nt
Organism: Hypoxylon fragiforme
Lineage: Eukaryota; Fungi; Ascomycota; Sordariomycetes; Xylariales; Hypoxylaceae
Exons: 2
Coding region: 182-1438 (418 amino acids)
Source: RefSeq, a predicted model, not a curated record